This is a messenger RNA of Pseudozyma flocculosa PF-1, 798 nucleotides long. RefSeq lists its product as uncharacterized. NCBI's taxonomy places the organism in Eukaryota, Fungi, Basidiomycota, Ustilaginomycetes, Ustilaginales, Ustilaginaceae. The transcript has a single exon. The record is from RefSeq and is a predicted model, not a curated record. The coding region runs from base 1 to 798 and encodes 265 amino acids.
AUGCAGCUCUUCAGUCUCUCGUCGGCCCUCGUUGCCCUCGCCGGCCUCGCCUCGGUCAGCGCCUCGUCUUCCGGAAGCAGGCAUCCCAAAUUUGUCGCCCGUCAGGCCGCUGGCGACGCCCCCGUCCCGCUCACGCCCAACCAGGUCAACGAGGGCCAGCCCCUCCUCAUCCAGUGGACCCCCACCACCAACGACGCCUGGAAGAGCAUGGAGAUCAAGUUCAUGACCGGCAGCAACCAGCACAUGACGGAGCUCGCUACCAUCGCCUCCAAGGUCGACGGCACCGCCGCUGGCGGCGGAAAGCUGCAGUGGACCGCCCCCGCCGUCAACCCCAACGCCAAGAUCUACUUCUUCCAGUUUACCCACAACGACCAGGAGCCCACCUGGACCACUCGCUUCGCCAUCGCCGACGCCAGCGGAAAGGUUGUCGACCCGCCCGAGGCUAACCAGCCCGAAGGUGGCAGCCCCGCCAUUCCCUGGGGCACCGGUGCCAUCGAGGGCGCCGUGCCCUCUGCCGGCGCCGCCGACGGGUCGUCCAGCUCGAGCAGCGGCGCCGCCGCCUCUACUUCGGCCGCCUCGUCGUCGGCUGCUCCCACGUCGGCUGCCCCUACCUCGACCGCCUCCCGCUCCGGCUCGGCCUCGGCCUCUGCCUCGACCGCUACCAGCAGCGGCAUCGACUUCAGCAAGUUCAACUCGGGCAACCAGCCCUCGUCGGCCUCUUCGAGCUUCAAGGUUGCGUCGGCUGCCGCCGUUGUGGGCAGCGCCGUCUUUGGCGUUGCAGCCCUUGCUCUGCUCUGA